This is a messenger RNA of Striga asiatica, 3066 nucleotides long. Lineage: Eukaryota; Viridiplantae; Streptophyta; Magnoliopsida; Lamiales; Orobanchaceae. The record is from the annotation of a GenBank genome assembly.
AUGGAUACCAAUGCACACGAUAUUCAAAUUUGUCUAUGCAAAGGUUUAAAUUUUUUAUCUAGAACCUGUUUUGAAUUUGCAUUAAGACACCCAUACAUCUCAUUAUCCACGUUGUGCUUAUCCCUUGUGUACAUUGCCUUCCCACUAAUCUUCUGGGUUUUGGUCUAUUCAUUUCCUCUCAUCGUCUGCACCGGCAUCAUCCUCGGCACCUCCUUCAACAUCCGACGAUCGAAAACGUGCAAAAACGAGCGUGACCCACAAACCGAGCCAUCAUCAGAAGAUGACUCAUCGAGCUCUAAGACCAAUCGAAAGCCCGUCUCGCGAGUCCACUCCGUCAGGCGGAGACGAGCGAAAGAAUUCAAGGAAAACAAGGCAGUCUCGUCCACUAACAAUUCCGACAUGGUGGACAAAAACGCCCUCACCGUAGAAAACAUCCCCAAGGACAUCCGUGAAGUUGAAGUAGUCGACUAUUCGUUAGGCAACACCACCGCCAACAGUUCCUGCUCGGCCUCCGAGAGCUCCAAGCACGAUUUCGACGAGAAUAAUGACGACAAUUUUAGUAAUAACAACAAUUACAACAAUAAUACUAUUAACAGUAACAAUAUUAUCAAGGCUAUCAUGCAAGACAACGAGCCGGAGGACGAUCGACAAAAGAACAAAAUGGACGUCGUGAUUUCGGACAGCGAGCGAACAAAGAGGCUCGAGAGCUUGAUCGCCCGACGGAGGUCGAGGAAGCUGUUGAGCCUCGAGGUCCGGAGGACACUCAUGAAAAAAGACAGAGGGGACCACCACCAUCAUAUUUCUUCCAUUAUUAUUCCGAAAAGCGGAUCGGGCGGGCGGUUCUUGGUGGCGGGUAAUAACCCGCCUAGCCCGGGUUCAGCACCGUCGGUUUUGAUACCAAUUAGGAACCCGUUUGACCUGCCGUACGACCCACAGGAGGAGAAGCCGGACCUAACAGGGGAUGGCUUCGAGCAGGAAUUCAUGCCUGGGAAUGGAAGGGACACGAUGUUCUGCAGGCACGGGAGCUUUAGUUCGGGGGCUUUGUUGCCGGGAGAGAUGAGUGCGAGGGAGGUCUCGUCGUCUUUGCCGGAUUCGAGAUUCGUGCAGAGGAUUUUUUCUUCGCUGGGCUGCCGGCAGUUUAUCGGGCCAGGAGGAAGAGAAUUUGAUAGGGAAUUCACCCCGAUACUGGAGCACGAGCCGUACGAACCACCCGAGUCGGAAGUAACUUUCCACACUCCCCACGGUGACCAUAUCAAGGAAGUCAUCCAAGUGAACGAGAACAAUGGCGACGAAACACAAACACAACCCUCCCAAGAAGAGCAAAAUACAAUCGGCCCACGCUCAUUAUCCCCCUCGUCCCCCUCGUCGGACGAGGAUGCUCCCAUCUUCAGGAUCGACCGAGACGCCAUCUUGAAAUCCCUCUCCUCAAUGGCCCGUCGAAAUAAUUCCCCACUCGACAAAAACACCGAGCAAAGAGAGGACCACUUGGGUAGUGACUUAAGGGAUCGACUCUAUUACUCGGAUAGGAUUGCCCGCCGGCACAUGGCUUCCAACUCAAUCGCCUCCGAUUUGCAGGUGGAGGUCUCGGAGCUCAGCUCACCACCGCUCACGAUUGAUGAGAAUCUCUCGUACCCGGAUUUUGACACGGACUCGUGGGCCGGGUCGUCCCUUCUCGACUUGUCCUUGGCUGAUGAUUACGAACCGGGUCGGGUCGAGUUCUCGGAGAGAAACGAGGCCCUUGAGGAUCCGGAGGAGAUACAGUGUGGUCACCCGUGGUGUGCGAUUGCUGAGUUCCCAGACAGCUGUCGUACGACACGCUCGAUGAAUUUGGAAGACAAGCUUGAUAAGACCUUGCAAAGGUCGUUCAGUCAACUCGCACAAGCUUCAACCCCGUGUAAAGCGAAGAAGCAUGAGGAACAUUUUGAUGCGCUUAAAGAGACAGAUGAGUUGAAAACCGAGGAUGAGAUAUUUGGGAAUGCGAAUGAGCGGCACGAAACGGGAGACCUUGGGGAAGAGAGUGCAAAUUUGUCCGGAGAUUCUGAAGAUAUGUUGGAAGCAGAACAUCUUGAGAUGAUCAUGUCCUCACCAAUUCAGCCUGAAUUAACACAAACUACUGAAGCAAGCGUUAAUCGGUCGGAUCAAGGAACUAAUAUCUACGAAUCGCUCCCUAGCUUGGUGCCGAAUCAUGUGGCUUUCGGGUUCGUUCAAAGUUCCUUGCCGUCACCGAAAUCCGUCCUGCACCCAACGUGUUCGGUGUCGAGUUUUGAUCAUUAUCUUGAUGAAGACAUCCAUCAAACUCCAAUUGCACCCCAGAACUCGACAACUUUCACAGGGCAAUCGGCAGCUCUUCCAGAUUUUGACGGAAGGUCCGAAGUUAUUGAGGUAUUAUCUGAACCUUUGAACACACAUAUAACAGAAGAAGCUGACAGUGGCCGCUCAAGCAUAGAUAGUAGUCGUGAAGCACAUACAGAGCCACUACAGGAAACUAGCCCAUCAUCCAUUAAUGAUGGUGAUGAACAAUCCAGCAAAAAUGUACUAAUCGCUCAAAGUACAGAUCAACCCCACGAACAGAAUCCUCCAGUUUCAACUGAAGAGGAACUAAACGAGCGUAAAGAGAUUAUCAAUGGAGAGGCAACAAAAGGCGAUACCAAUGAAGUGGCUCAUGCAGACUUGCAUGAAGAGCAAGGACCUAACGAGCACAAUCUGAGUAAACCCAAUGAUCAAAAAGGACAAGAAAACUCAACUUCACAUUCGAUUGGUACAAAAGAUGAAAUUGUGAAUUUCGCGACAAACGACAGUACUAUAUUUCAACACUCAGGGCCAAUAGAGGACAAUUUUACCUCCACAUCGUACGAGAAAAAUGAAGAACAAGCAGAAGCAGCACAUAUUCAGACCUCAGACGAAUCAUUGCCAGUUCCCGAGGGAGAACAACACACCAAUGCUAUUUUGACAGAAGAAAAGUCAAAAAUUACACAAUCCGAGCGCUAUACCUCUCCACGUACUUAUAGCCAGCAAAUAAUUGCAAUCUUCAAAUCCACAGAGCUCGAAUGUUGCUCCUGUAAAGAU